AUGUGGGUCAGUUUGGUAGUCGCCUUUGCUUGCUUGUCUGUGUAUGAAACUCAGGCCUACAGGUUCGGUCUUCUUGGAGGAUACUCACAGCCUGAAUGUCCGACUGAUGAACAACAAAAAAUGUUCUCUUCGAUGAUUCAGCAAAGUGGUCAGGAAAACGGACUAUCCGAAUUGGAUGGGAGUUCGACAGUGGACGUUUUACAGGUAGAGAUGCAGAUUGUUCAAGGGACAAAUUACCGCGGACUGGUUCGUGUGAAUGACAACGACUGUUACACUGUGGUAAUUCACGAAGAUCUCCCUAAUCAGUACGGAAGCGAUGGCCCUUAUUCCAUCCUUGGUGUCAACGACGCUGAAUGCAGUCCAGAGAUUGACUGCUGA
Molecule: messenger RNA, 378 nt
Organism: Opisthorchis viverrini
Lineage: Eukaryota; Metazoa; Platyhelminthes; Trematoda; Opisthorchiida; Opisthorchiidae
Exons: 3
Coding region: 1-378 (125 amino acids)
Source: RefSeq, a predicted model, not a curated record